Diplodia corticola is the source of this 2199-nucleotide messenger RNA. RefSeq lists its product as uncharacterized. The transcript is spliced from 3 exons. Bases 1 to 2199 code for a protein of 732 amino acids. Lineage: Eukaryota; Fungi; Ascomycota; Dothideomycetes; Botryosphaeriales; Botryosphaeriaceae. The record is from RefSeq and is a predicted model, not a curated record.
AUGGACUCCCCCUCCCCCAGCCGUCGCAAUGGCUCGCCCAUGCGCCGCUCUCGUCGCGCUUCCGCCAGCUCCGCCGACCGGCCCGUCGCCACCAGCUCGCCGUCGCGCGCCGCCCAGCAGCAGAACAGUCGGCUGUAUCCCGUAACGUCGCGCCCGAACCUGCAGCCCCGCGAGUCCGCCAUCCGCCUGCGACGUCUGCCAUCGGGCCAGGUGGGCCGGCUGGAGACGAUCCCGAGCCUGCGCCAGCAGCAGCAGCAGCAGCAAGAGGAGCAACAUGAGCAGCUGGAGCAGGACUUCCGGCGCCAGGCGCUGGAGAACGAAUGGCAGGCUAACCGGCGACGCUCGAGUUCUGAGCCGCAGCGGCCCACAUUUGACGUUGGAGAGCUCACUCGCGCCCGCACCGGGAUCAACAACAUGCCCUCGGUGCCCGAGCUGCCGCGGGAUACCGACGCCACGACGUACGAGCCCGUCCAGCCAGCACGGCCGGGGCUUGCUAGUGGAUCGGGUCGCUUCCGGCGAGCCAGUGUCGCCGCCCUCAACGGGCUCGGCCUGCAUCGGAACGCAGACGGCGCCCAGCAGCCGCCCCACCAGGCCCUGCCCGAGAAUCUGUACGAUUCCCGCAUCGUUGAUCUGCUCGAUGUUAUCGAUCCCGAGGUUUCGGCGUUGUCGUCCUUGACCAACAUCCAAAACUCCCUCUUCGUCCCGCAGCUGGGCCGCUUCGUGAACAGGCGCCCUACCUAUGACCUGUCUCGCCUUCCGGCCUACCCUGCCGCCGGGGGGAGGGAGGCGGGGUCGAAAGAGAAGCAAGGCGAGCUCGAGGUUGCUGCAGCAGCUGCUGCUGCAGGCCAACCCUCCGGCAGACCGCUGCAGCACAUGCCAACCAUGCCUGAACUGCGACCGAUGCGCAGUGCAGAGCGACCGAGGACCAGUGCGGACCGACCUGGAACUCCGAGUGAGCGUGCCUUCAGUAUUACCUCGGCCCUGAGUGAGUCACGCUAUGCGGUGCUACCGCACGGAAUCACGCUUGAGGGCUGGACCGAAGAGGACAAGGCUGAGCUGAACGAUUAUGUGCGGCACAUGCUUCACUCGCGUCGCUCCAGGUUCAAGCGCAGCUUGAAAGGCUUCGGCAAGUAUGUCAGCAAGCCAUUGGGGUUCCUGGUGACUUUAUAUGCCACGCUCAUCACUCUCUUCGGCUUGGCCUGGGUGCUUUUCUUGAUUGGAUGGAUCUAUGUCGGGGACCGCCAGCAUUACAUCAUCAACGUGAUCGAUAACGUGUUGGUUGCCCUUUUCGCCAUUGUGGGCGAUGGUCUCGCUCCGUUCCGUGCCGUGGACACCUAUCACAUGAUCUUCAUAGCCCACUAUCACCGCAAGACCUGGAAGCUGCGGAAGGAGAAGGCCUUGCCGAAACUUCAGGACAAGAACGACCUGCCCAACGAGCCGGUGCCGCCGGAUACCGAUGUCGAGGCUUCGAGACACGAACAAGAAGAGCUGAGCGUGCUCAACCCCAAGCAACAGGCUACUCUAGUGCACCACCAGGAAAAGUUCGCCAAGUCUCAUACUUUCUACAAACCUCACGAGACCGACACGCACUUUGCAUUCCCCCUCCGGCUCCUCAUCGUCAUCGUCACUCUUUUGGACUGCCAUUCUUGUCUUCAAAUUGCCCUGGGAGCUUGUACCUGGGGCAUUGACUACCAUACUCGACCUGGAGCGCUCACCGCGGUUAUUCUGUGCUGUUCGAUUACCGUUAACAUCACAGCGGGUAUCCUCAUUUCCGUCGGUGACCGAAGGACGCGCAAGAAGGACGUCAUCGAGAGGAUGUCCCGGCAAGAGCUCACGGAGGAGGCCAUCCACAAGAUGCAAAGACGGCAAGAGAAGCACGACGAGCGGUUGCGGCGACUCGAAGAAACGGGCGAGGAGACGGAUUUGGAGGACAACAAGGAGAAAAAAGGCCGGAUCAGUUUGGACAUUUUCAGACGCAGCGAGGAUCGCCCGCGCAGGAGCUUCGACCUGCUCCGGAAGACGACUGGAGACGAGUCACGCCGGAGUCUGGAUGUGCCGAGGAAGUCGGAGGAUAGGCCUCGCAAGAGCCUCAACAUCACCAGGAAGACCGAUGAGCUCCCGCCUCGUAUCAGCGAGGCGGAUUCGAGACCGGACUUGAGCGAUGUCCCCGUGACCACUGCCGCCGAGGACCAUCGGUGA